Messenger RNA from Huiozyma naganishii CBS 8797, 3267 nucleotides. It is a transcript of the gene VSB1, whose product is annotated as Vsb1p. Lineage: Eukaryota; Fungi; Ascomycota; Saccharomycetes; Saccharomycetales; Saccharomycetaceae. Gene Ontology annotation, cellular component: membrane. The transcript has a single exon. Bases 1 to 3267 code for a protein of 1088 amino acids. The record is from RefSeq and is a predicted model, not a curated record.
AUGGGAAUGAGCAAGGCUCACAGGAUAAAGAGGCCGGCGAGGCAGUCGAUAUCGGAAUCCAUUUCGGUGUCACUGGGCUUGCAGAACAAUGAUGCAAGGCAAUCUGACAACGAGAAUCCUUUGCAAGUGCUGCCAGGUGAGAGUAGCUACCUCGGGAGGUCAUACGUCAGUGGUUUGUGGUCUCCCACACAGAGAAACAAUAAAUCAGGAUACGACCUUCUUCCGACAAGUAAUGAACAGGCAUACAGCAAACCAAUACACAAGUCGCAAAUGUUGCAUAGGCAGACACAAGCUAUUGGGGAAAACUUUAGCGAUUCUAAUGGGGAUGAAGGUUCAGAGAAUAAAGAUUUGAAUGAGUACAUCGAUUUGGUGGAGCAUAACGAAAGAAAGACGGCAAACAUUGAUAACGUCGAUCAGAUUGGGGGCCUUGCAACUGGUCCACAAACUACUGUGCCUGGCAAUAAAACACACCCAGUAACUUCACCACUGUCAGAUGAGUACGGUAUUCCAGAUGAGAACUCAAGAUUAUUACUCACUCCUGUAUCAUCUCUUUCAGUUGCCAUAUCGGAUGCAUCGUCAUUGACGCCGGAAGACUACAACGGAAGAGCAAGGUCACCACUUAAUGGAAUCAAUUCGACAUACGGCUCCCAAAUUCCUACACUUUCAAGCUACUCUUCAGCAGGCAUGAAGAUCGGGCCUCCCAUAACCUCGAAAUGGGAUUACAUUUCUGCUUUGUCCCACGACAUUGUACAUUAUCUUCCAGCAUCCAUCUUGGGACUGUUACUAAACAUUCUUGACGCAUUAUCUUAUGGAAUGAUCAUAUUCCCAAUUACAGAACCCAUAUUUUCCCAGUUGGGACCCUCAGGUCUAUCCAUGUUUUAUAUUUCCACAGUCAUUUCUCAAUUCACAUAUUCCAGUGGAUGGUCCAGUUUUCCUUGUGGUAUAGGAAGUGAAAUGAUAGAGGUCACACCCUUUUUCCACACAAUGGCGUUGACGAUCAUGAAAACGCUGGGAGAAGAGAGGAAGAAUGAGAUCAUUACAACGACUAUAUUCUGCUACGUCAUUAGUUCCAUGUUCACAGGCUUAACGUUUUUCACGCUGGGUAAAUUGAAACUGGGCAAAUUGGUCGGAUUCUUCCCGCGUCAUAUCCUGAUUGGAUGCAUUGGUGGUGUCGGCUAUUUUCUUUUGAUUACGGGCAUUGAGGUCUGUACAAGAAUUGCAAAAUUUGAAUAUUCGAUCCCAUUCUUACUGAAUUUAUUCACAGACGAAAAAACCUUGUUUCAAUGGCUGUUACCCACUAUGCUAACAAUAAUCCUUAUCUUCACGCAAAAUCGUUUCAGAAACUCUUUGGUGCUACCAUCUUUUUACAUUCUGACUUUAAUAUUAUUCCAUUUCAUUGUGGCUAUUGUCCCCAAUUUGUCUCUCACGAAGUUGCGUAACUCGGGCUGGAUUUUUCCCGUAGCAGCUUCGAAUGUUACCUGGUAUGACCAUUACAAAUAUUUCAACUUCAGCGAUGUACAUUGGGCGCUUGUCAUCAAACAAAUCCCAACAAUGAUGGCAUUGACCUUUUUUGGUAUACUGCACGUCCCUAUAAACGUUCCCGCCCUGGCCAUGUCUUUACAGAUGGACAAGUAUGAUGUUGAUAGAGAACUCAUUGCACAUGGGUAUUCGAACUUUUUCAGUGGGCUUUUUGGCUCCAUCGAGAACUAUCUUGUUUACACCAACAGUGUUCUAUUCAUCAGAGCCGGUGCGGACUCUGCCUUAGCCGGGUACAUACUGAUUGUGUUGACUAUUAUUGUCAUGCUUAUUGGACCCGUAAUCAUUUCCUUUAUCCCAAUUUGCAUCGUGGGGUCGUUGAUAUUUUUGCUAGGGUACGAACUGUUAAUGGAGGCUCUGGUUGAUACAUGGGGGAAGUUGAACACUUUUGAAUAUGUUACUGUCGGGAUCAUCAUCUUAACGAUGGGGAUAUUUGAUUUUGUGCUCGGUAUUAUCGUUGGUAUCCUAAUUGCGUGCUUUAAGUUUCUGAUUGACAGCACUCAUUUACAGACAGUCAACGGUGAAUUUAGUGGGGAAGUCGCCAAGAGCACUGUCUAUAGAGAUCCAAUUCAAACCACAUUUUUGGAUGGUGUUGGGGAGCAGAUAUACGUGCUAAAGUUACAGAAUCUGUUGUUCUUUGGUACUAUAAUAUCCAUUGAGGAAAAAAUCGAUAAGCUGUUGGAGAUUAGCAAUAACGAUUCCUCCAAGAGACGUAUCAAAUAUUUGAUCCUUGACUUUAAGAACAUCAACACCGACAACAUUGAUUAUUCUGCGGCAGAAGGUUUCAACCGGAUUAGGCGGUUUACGCAGACCAAGGGCAUUCAACUGAUAAUAUCCUCCAUUCGUGAAAAGGACGGAAUAUAUCGGGCGUUCAAUAACGUUGGGUUACUCGAGGAUGUUGAGCUUUUCCAAGACUUGAACAGUUCAUUAGAGUGGUGUGAAAAUGAGCUGUUACACUGGUACAACGAGCUGAGAACGAAGGCGAAGGCUAGGUUACGCAAGCUGAACAACACUGCAAACAGUGUUGUGAGCAGACUACCUGUCAGUGCCUCUAAACAGAUGGACUCACGGGCCAUAACUUCAGCUGAUCAAUCCGGCAGAGCUGCGAUUAGCAAUCUGAUGUCUUUGCCCACGAACACCCCCAGAAACCACCAGAUGUUGACUGUGGCGCAGGAUGUAUUCAAGAACGACGAACAGACUGUCAGCUCGCUACGCAAACAACUGAAGACGAAGGACCCCCUGUUGCCCCUACUGCUACUCACGUUGAAGCAGUACAGACCUGACAUUGGCUCGAACGACAAGCUUGCGAGAGACAAGGAGAUUGCAAUCUGGAGCCGCCUGUGUCCGUAUUUUGCCAAAAAGACCAUGAUGGCACAGACCACGCUGCAACAUUGCAACAAGAUUUUCUUCCUCGUGCAGACCGGUGUGUUGAAGGCCGUUUUCAAGUUGCCCCAGGGCUGCGUCUACGAGACGAUGGCCAACAGGACCUGCUACGGUAAGAUCAUCGAUUCAGGGACCACCGUGGACGACGCCGACACUAGCAACCCUGACUUCUCGAAGCUGUUCAUCACAACAGAGACAGACUCCGAGUUGUGGGUCAUCGACGCGGCGGCCAUGGGGAGACUCGAGAGGGAGGACCCGGAAUUGUUCAUCCAGCUGGCACUGCUCGUCAUGCUCAUCAAGGACAAGAGAUUCAAGGAUCUGCUGGGACACGCAUUGAUCAGUGCCUGA